Triticum aestivum (bread wheat) is the source of this 1322-nucleotide messenger RNA. Its product is annotated as 60 kDa jasmonate-induced protein. The transcript is spliced from 3 exons. The coding region runs from base 308 to 1165 and encodes 285 amino acids. Lineage: Eukaryota; Viridiplantae; Streptophyta; Magnoliopsida; Poales; Poaceae. The record is from RefSeq and is a predicted model, not a curated record.
CCAAUUUCUCCGCUCCUCCCCCGAACAGUAAGCGGCGGCGGCGGCGGCGGCGGCGGCGGGCUGUAGACUCCGCCUUCUUCCGAGCCAUCGACCGGCGUCGAGCGCUUCCAAUCGCCGCUGCCCCUGCAUAAGCCAUCGAGGCCCCCUCUUCCCCUUGGCCGUCGUCCUCCCCUGCAUCGGCCACCGUCGGGUAUCCCAUCCCCGACCCAACGCCAAACGGAAGGGAGAUUUGGGAUUUUAGCCACCAGCCUCCCCAAAAGCAAGUUCCAACUCAGAAAAAGACGGCCUUGUUGCUACGCAAGUCCCCAUGGCAGCGGCAACUGGCUAUGACGGCCCGAAUGAUGAGCAGUUGCAUGCGUAUGCCGACCUAAGGUAUGCUGACCUACCAUUCUACGGGAGCAAUCUGAUGGAGGUUUUUGCCGUGCGUGUCCCUGAUGCAGCCGCCUCCUCCCGAGGAAACAGGCUGCCGCCUUGUGGCAUAAUUGAAGCCGGUGGCGCCUAUUGCUCUCAGUCUAUGGUCUUCGCAAGGAUCUGCCAUGACGACCAGGUCACCCCACAACCUUGUGAUUCGCAGGGCAACCUUGUGCUAACUGGUCCAGGAAGAGCCAUCUCAGCAGAUGGACCUGUCGGGUUCAGCAUUUAUCUCCAUGACAAUAGCCAAGAUAUCUCUCUUGAAGAAAUCUGGAACAAGAGCGUGCAUUUACACCUGGAGACCCCAACAUUGGACAGGCCCCUAUUAGAAACUGCCAAUACUCCUUAUGGUCCUGUGGAGGUGAUCUACGCCAUCCUGAGCCAGGGAGUUGAAUGCGAAGUUGCUGUGAGGCUUACUCAUCGCAAUGUAAAAGAUCCUAUCAGCCUUUUUGGGAGAAUUGUCGCUCGCAGCGAGCUGUUUGAUAUUGGCUGUGUGCUUUUCUACAACGAAGAUGUGAAGGGCAUAUGUGCACGAUCAGGAGAGCUGAUUCCCUUGGCUAGACAUCAGCUUGCGGUGCCAUUGUACAAGGUACUGGCAAUUGAAAUAGAUCUGCACUCUGAUUGUGGUGACGAGAUUAUGAGAGGCACACUAGAGUUUCAUCCCUUGCCCGAAUGCGAUCAAACGGCGCGUCUUAUCAGCAAGAGUGGUACUCAAAUCGAAGUGAAGAUCUUCAUUUCACAAUACUUUAGGUAGUGUGUUCGUUGCUCAGCUGUGGGUCACUUUAAUGUAUAACAUAUGAUGAAGACUCUGGAUGCCUGUGCGCCCAGUCCCUUGUGUUGUACUACUACACAAAGCAGUGACCUGAUAAAAUGUUUGCACAGUGACAGUAUCCUGUCGCUGAAUGUUAUUA